Molecule: messenger RNA, 498 nt
Organism: Brassica napus (rape)
Lineage: Eukaryota; Viridiplantae; Streptophyta; Magnoliopsida; Brassicales; Brassicaceae
Exons: 2
Coding region: 1-498 (165 amino acids)
Molecular function (GO): zinc ion binding
Source: RefSeq, a predicted model, not a curated record
AUGUGGAGAAAGAUUGAUAGGAGAAUUGUGAAGGCAAAAGGAUUCCAGGUUUACAAGGUUGACAACUCAAUCGUUGUAAAAGGAGACAUAUACGAUUGUCAUGUUGAUUUGGAAAGAAAAACAUGCACAUGUGGGAAGUAUGAUAUAGGAAAAAUUCCUUGCCGACACGCCAUUCAUGCAAUUUAUUCACGAGGUAUGGAAGUGCACAGAUUUACUGACGCCUUAUAUAACACUGCAGCGUGGAGAACCGCCUAUGCAGAAUGCAUUAAUCCAAUAGCAGUUCUAGAGUCUAAAUGGAAUGUCCCAGCUGAGGUUAAACUUGCAAAGGUUUUACCACCAAAGACAAGAAAGAGUGCUGGUCGACCAAUAAAGAGAAGGUAUGAAUCAGUAGAAGACAAGAUAAAAUCUUCUCAAGGAUCAAGAAAGAAUAAAAAGCAUAAGUGUAGCCGUUGUGGAACCGAAGGACACAAGAGAGGAACAUGCGAUUUACCCAUCUAG